CCGCCGCUUUAAGAGGCUGCUCCGCAGCAGCGAGCGGGGCCGGAGCCGCAGCCCGAGCGAGCAGAACUGAGCCGAGCCGGCAGGUGACGGCAGCGGCAUGACCGGCCACCACGGCUGGGGCUACGGCCAGAACGACGGCCCCUCACACUGGCACAAGCUGUAUCCCAUUGCCCAGGGAGACCGCCAGUCACCAAUCAAUAUCGUAUCUAGCCAGGCUGUGUACUCACCCAGCCUGAAGCCACUGGAGAUUUCCUAUGAGUCCUGUACAUCCCUCAGCAUCGCCAACAAUGGCCACUCUGUCCAAGUGGACUUCAAUGACAGCGAUGACCGAACUGUGGUGUCUGGGGGCCCCCUGGAUGGGCCCUACCGGCUUAAGCAGUUCCAUUUCCACUGGGGCAAGAAGCACGGUGUGGGCUCGGAGCACACGGUGGAUGGCAAGUCAUUCCCCAGCGAGCUGCACCUGGUUCAUUGGAACGCCAAGAAGUACAGCACAUUUGGGGAGGCGGCCUCAGCGCCCGAUGGCCUGGCUGUGGUUGGUGUCUUCCUGGAGACGGGGGGCGAGCACCCCAGCAUGAACCGUCUGACAGAUGCGCUCUACAUGGUUCGGUUUAAGGGCACCAAGGCCCAGUUCAGCUGCUUCAACCCCAAGUGCCUCCUGCCUGCCAGCCGGCACUACUGGACCUACCCCGGGUCCCUGACGACACCACCGCUGAGCGAGAGCGUCACCUGGAUUGUGCUCCGGGAGCCCAUCCGUAUCUCUGAGAGGCAGAUGGAGAAAUUCCGGAGCCUGCUUUUCACCUCAGAGGAGGAUGAGAGGAUCCACAUGGUGAACAACUUCCGGCCACCACAGCCACUGAAGGGCCGUGUGGUCAAGGCCUCCUUCCGGGCCUGAGCUGUCUACCUGCCCAGCCAGUCACCGGGGCACCAUCUUCCCAAGGGCUUCCAUGUCAGCAGACACCAAACCAUCCUAGGCUCCCUGCCUGGGGUUGCUGUGGAACCUCCUUCAGUUGGCUUGCUCCUUGGCCAUGCUGGAGGCUUCUUGACGGGACCCUCAAGUGGGGGGACACCUUUCAGCAGCCCUGGGGACAGGAAGGGACCUGAGCCGAGUGUGGUCCAAGCCUGAGGCUGCCUCUGCUCUCCAAGACCCAAAGGCCCCUGGGAACCUCCUCUUGUCUUCCCCACUGGCAGUGGCAGCAGCCCUACCCCGAGCUCACACUGUGACGGAUGAGACCAAACUCUCUGGGGCAAGCAGCUGGCACUCCCAGAAAGACUCAAGCAAUAAUUAGAAGAGUGGGCAGAGCUGCCCUCUCAGCAUUACCUCUUCUGCGGGCCUCCGCUAUGCACGCACCUCACUGCCAGGCCAUUAAAACUGGGACUCAGCCUGCUGCGGGGGACGUGGCCUUCUCCCUCCAGCCACCUGCUGCCAUAGGCAGGCACUGGCUACAGCUUAUGUAGUAUCUCCCUUCAUCCCCACCCAGCCACCAAAGCAACCUACAUGACAAUCCCUCCGUGCACUGAUUAAUAAAUUCAAUCAUUCAUGCAACAAA
This is a messenger RNA of Capra hircus (goat), 1547 nucleotides long. RefSeq names its product carbonic anhydrase 7 (gene CA7). The coding region runs from base 98 to 892 and encodes 264 amino acids. Gene Ontology annotation, cellular component: cytoplasm. The record is from RefSeq and is a predicted model, not a curated record. Gene Ontology annotation, biological process: regulation of intracellular pH. Gene Ontology annotation, molecular function: carbonate dehydratase activity; zinc ion binding. Lineage: Eukaryota; Metazoa; Chordata; Mammalia; Artiodactyla; Bovidae. The transcript is spliced from 7 exons.